Messenger RNA from Selaginella moellendorffii, 1717 nucleotides. RefSeq names its product serine/threonine-protein kinase-like protein ACR4. The record is from RefSeq and is a predicted model, not a curated record. Gene Ontology annotation, molecular function: ATP binding; protein kinase activity. Gene Ontology annotation, biological process: protein phosphorylation. Lineage: Eukaryota; Viridiplantae; Streptophyta; Lycopodiopsida; Selaginellales; Selaginellaceae.
GAUCAAGUUCCACAGCCCAAAAACGAGAUUUUUACGUCGGUGUUCGUGGGAGGCUAUACGAUCUGCGGGGUGACGAGCUCCACAGGGGAAACACUUUGCUGGGGACAGGACUCGUCGGCUUUCGUGGUUCCCGCUGGUUACAAGUUCUCUAGAUUAGCAGGAGGAUAUCACCACAUGUGUGGGAUACGAUCGGACAAUCACCAGGUGGUUUGCUGGGGUUUGAACAAGGCUCAGCAGCUCCAAGUUCCCAGGGACGCCACCUUUUCGGCCAUUUCGGCUGGAGACAUCUACACUUGUGGGGUCACCCGGGAUGCGAAUGCAAGGCUUCUUUGCUGGGGAAACAACGCCGUCCAGUACCGGGAGAUCGACUUGCAUGUUAGCCAGGCGGUGUGCACGAACGAGUGUGGGAAAAACCAGUAUCGGGUAAACAGGACCUCCUCUCCGCAGCAGUGCCCGUCUUUGUCUGACAAGGUGUGCUUGGAGUGCUCGGCAUGCGUCGGUGUCGACUUCGAGAUUUCUCCAUGCGGAGCGGACUCUGAUCGAAAGUGUGGCAUGAUAAUCGGCAAAAACAACUUACCAGCAAGCUUCAAGGGCCCAGGGAGGAGAAAUCCAACGGGUUUGUUCUUCAUCAUGCUGCCUUUGGUCGUCACUUCGUCGCUUGGAAUCACGCUCAUAGGAGUCUGGGCUUGUCAGGAGUACAGAGAGAGACUUGUUUCAAACAAGCAGCGGCUUAGGAAGUGAUCUCUCUAUCUUCAGUGGAACUCCGGGCAGCAACAAACAAUUACAGCGAGGAGAUGAUCUUGGGGAGAGGUGCUUUUGGGACGGUAUACAAGGGAGUGCUCCAAAAUGGCCACCAAGUUGCUGUAAAGCGAGCAAAUUCUUCCAGCUCGCAUGAGAUGUUUGACAAGGAACUGGAGCUCCUUGGGAGAGCUAACCACUCUUGCCUGGUAAACCUCAUGGGUUAUUGCCAGGAAGACAAGCUGCUCGUCUUCGAGUUCAUGGCCAGAGGCACACUUCUCGAGAACAUCUCUAGCUGCGAAUGGAUAAGCCGGAUGAGAAUCGCGGCACAGGCUGCGCGGGGGCUCGAGUAUCUCCACAGGUAUGCGUCGCCAAGCAUCAUUCACAGGGAUGUCAAGACUGCAAACAUACUCCUCGACCGUGACUGGAACGCUCACGUCUCCGACUUUGGCUUGGCAUGUGUGGACCUCAAGGCAGCGCGAGGCUACUUGGAUCCAGAGUAUGGCCUCUCCUCCAAGAUCACAGCCAAGAGCGACGUCUACAGCUUUGGAGUGGUUCUCCUGGAGCUGCUCUCCGGCCAGAAGCCGGUGGAUUCGUCGAGAAAGUUUCAGAGCCUGGUGGCCUGGGUGCUCAAUCUGGUGGAACGCAGGGAGUGGAGCUCGGUGCUGGUUCCGAGCUUGCCAGCGCCUUUGCAACCAGAGCCGCUCUAUCGCGCGGUGAAGCUGGCUUUAGAGUGCUCCAAGUUUGCGAGCAAGCAGAGGCCAUUUAUGACGCUGGUCGCGAAGAGGCUCGAGGAAAUCGUGGAAGCUAUGGCUGGAGCUCCUCUUCUUUCCAUCUCCUCCUAGAUAGUUUGCUUCUUUGCUUUUCUCUCUGGAGCAAAGGAAAAUCUUGAAGCGUUGUAGGGAGAAAAAAAAAAGAGAAAGAUGGUGUGUUUGUAUCGCUCGAUCGACUUAAGAACUAUCUUCCAGAUGUGGAAAAA